ACGUCAGAUUUUCAGAUUAUGAAGCUCAAGAAUGAGAUCAAGUCCUAUUUCGGCAGAAACAAGUUUUCAUUAACUGUAUUUGACCUUCAAUCAAUCUUUGGCAGGUGAAAAUGCCUAUAUUUGUGCUGUAAUGGUCCUUUAAAAGAGUUAAAAGCAAUCCUGUGAGGCGCUCUAGUGUUUAUAUUAUGAAGCUCAAGAAUGAGAUCAAAUCAUAUUUAGGUAGAAACAACCUUUCAUUAACUGUAUUUGUCCUGCAAUCAAUUUUUGGCAGGUAAAAAGACCCAUUUUCAGGGGAGAAAUCAGAUUCUGGCGACUCGGGCUCGUGCGUAAAGACGCGGACGCUUUGCACAGAUGGAUUCUGACAUCGGCGCGUCGUGAAGAGAUAGACAUCAACUAAACGCAGUCUCUCUUGACUGUGGUUGGGAAAAGGAAUUACUCAUUCUUCACGCCAACACCUGCACUUCUGUGCGCGUCGAUGUCACCAUAGCGCACGGCUUUUCUUCAGCUCCAUGGAUGAGAAGAAUCAGCAGGCGGCAGAAUGGUUGUUUUGGGUGCGACUAACGGGACUUUUGGAGGUGACAAGGUGAGGUCGUCGUUUAUGGUGGAGGAUAAAGUUGGAGGAAUCAUGAUCUCUGAGGGGGUCGCUCCGCGGCUGCUGGAGAUGGCGCAGGGCGCAGCGGAGGCUGUAGCGGCGGCAGCAGCUUCAGUUUCAGCAGCUUCAGCAGCAGCAGUGUCUCCGUCCAGCUCCAGUCAGCCGCGGGUCGUGAUGGAGAGCAACGGGACGCGCUGCGGGGAGCAGAUCCUGAGCCACGGCCGCGCGGAGAAGGUGCUGAUCGGCGGGGUGCUCACGCUGCUCACGCUGUCCACCAUCUGCGGGAACCUGCUGGUGGUCAUCUCCGUGUGCUUCGUGAAGAAGCUGCGCCAGCCCUCCAACUACCUGAUCGUGUCCCUGGCCGUGGCCGACCUGUCCGUGGCGCUGGCCGUCAUGCCCUUCGUCAGCAUCACGGACCUGAUCGGCGGCCGCUGGGUGUUCGGACACUUCUUCUGCAACGUCUUCAUCGCCAUGGACGUGAUGUGCUGCACCGCGUCCAUCAUGACUCUGUGCGUAAUCAGCAUCGACAGGUAUCUGGGCAUCACGAAACCGCUGACGUAUCCUGUUCGUCAGAACGGCUGCGGCAUGGCCAAGAUGAUUGUGUCAGUGUGGCUCCUCUCCGCCUCCAUCACCCUCCCCCCGUUGUUCGGCUGGGCCCAGAACGUCAACGACGGCCGAGUCUGCCUCAUCAGCCAAGACUUCGGCUACACCGUCUACUCCACGGCCGUGGCCUUCUACAUCCCCAUGUCGGUGAUGCUCAUCAUGUACUACAGGAUCUUCAGGGCAGCCAAACUCAGCGCAGCCAAGCACACCAUCACGGGCUUCCCCAGGAUAGCGGUGCAGCGUGCAAGGGCGUCCCUACGAGGGGGGACAGGGGGCCACGCUGCCAAACAGCCGUCAGAGUCCGGGGAAACUGGAAGCGUUGAGGGGACGGAGGCAGAGCAGGAGGAAGCUGAGGAGGAGGAGGAAGAAAGCCUGGACUGCGUUGCGGUGGCGUUGAAGCUCCAGCGGGAGGUGGAGGAGGAGUGCAGCAGCCGCGUUUCCCGCCUGCUCAAGAGCGGCGAGCACCACCAGCGGCGCAAGAGGAAAAACCAGUCCAUCUUCAAGCGAGAGCAGAAAGCGGCGGCCACUCUCGGCAUCGUGGUCGGAGCGUUCACCUUCUGCUGGCUGCCGUUCUUCUUAGUGUCGACCGCCAGGCCGUUCAUCUGCGGCGUGGAGUGCAGCUGCGUGCCGCUCUGGCUGGAACGGACUCUGCUGUGGCUCGGGUACGCCAACUGCCUCAUCAAUCCCUUCAUUUACGCCUUUUUCAACCGCGAUCUGAGGACCACCUACAGUAACCUGCUGAGGUGCCGCUACAGGAACAUUAACCGCAAACUUUCAGCGGUCGGUAUGCACGAGGCGCUAAAACUGGUGGAAAAACCAGAAGCUGAUGUGUGAGACUGAUGCUUUGUAAACGAACAGUGGACGCUGCAGACUCACUUUGGUGCGAUGAAACCGGACCCCUGCCCCAAUGACUGUGUUGUGCAUGUUCAAAAAUGCCGGUUUCGAUGCACGCUGAUUUUGCACUCAGCUUCUGUGGGUGGAACCCUCCAGCUCAGUGGCCAGGGAGAAGUUGAGGGAGCUCAGCCGGAGCACCACGCUACACGUUAUCACAGUCACGGUGUCUUCACAGCUUCCAAAUGUCAAGUAUUUCCUCAAGUGGAGCAGUUGUGAUUCAAACUCUUGAUAUGUAAAAAUUGUACGUAACAUGUACAUGUACAUCAGUGUUCUUGCUGUCUUUUGGACAAACUGCUCUGAUCUGCUGGACCUGAUACACGUUUAUAUUUUCUGCUUAUUUUGUCGGGUAUCGUUGUGUUGAGAGAGCUCUGUUGAAAAUCUAUUUAUUGACCAAUCAUUUUUGUGAUGGGUAGCUCAUUUAUGAACAAAGCCGCAGUUUUAGGUGAAGAAAUCCAGAACACGACCAUGCAACAGACAACAAGCUGCAGAUAAAAAAAGGGAAUUAGGCCACGUUUACACAUUACAAAAACGGAUAUUCCCCCCUCUACAUUUUUAAAAAUACCAUCAUUUACACCAACCCACAUAAAUAUGCUGUUAAUGGGUGCUAUGAGCUGCCAAACCUACAGGGGGCAGUGUAACGAGAAGCAUAGAGUCAUGCUAGUCAAUCAAAAUCCCGGAAAAAAAAUGACAUGAGUAACUACAGUGACCAAACAAAUUAAAAACACAGGUCGCACACAUGACGCUGGUAACGUUUCUGUGGAAUUAUGUGACGGUCUGAAGCCUAAAUGUCCGUUUCUCUCUGUUUACAAGCAAAUCUCCACAGAGUUUUCAGUAAUGAUCGUUUUUGGUGACUUUAAGCUUCGUUUUCGUGUUAACGUACGGCCAAAAUGCAUGAAAACACCACCGUUUUUGCUACGUGUAAACAGGGCUUUAAUGUACUGUAUUCAGACACUUUGUGAAUGUGACUGUGCUGCUUCCUGCACGGCCAUGCCCGGUUUGUGUGCAGCACAGUCUCUUUACAGAUCACACUCCUAGUGUUACAUUUCACACAAUGUUUAACAGUUACUUUGCAUUUCUGGGUUUUACAGAAGGGGCUACAUCCGGCUUGCUGGUCUGACUGAAUUCAGAAAGUGAGGAACAACUCAAUCUCUUGAUGAACCAUCUACAUCUGUGGUGCCAAAUAGUUAGCUGUCACUUUAGCCACUUAGCACCUGAAGAGAACUUGACCUCUCAGCUCUGAAUAAAGAUCAAGCAGAGCGUAAUUAUUCUUAUAUUAAAUACAAUAUGUCUAUAUGUGUAAUGCAGCCAUGAUCCCAAAAACUAUGCCACAAAUUUUGCAGAAAUGUGUGGUUUCAUAUGACUUUAGCUAAUGAGGUAUAUAAAACUUCUCCCCUAUACAGUUUUCAUGGAUGUGCAAUGUAGCUGUGGUUUGAACAAGACUGUAAAUAUGUUUAUUUAUGCUGCAAAGUUGGACAUUUUGACAUAGAGGUCAAUGGAGUUUUACUCGCCUUUGGAGCCAAGAGGAAUUGCACAUCCGUGUUCACAUCAGAGGAACCCAGAUGUUGCCCCUUCUGUAGAAGCACAAGUCGCCUGUAAGCAGGACUAGAGCAUUCAGACUACUCUGCUUAUCUGUUGAUUGUUCUUAUUUCCAAUGACAAAACUUGACAUGUUAUUUUGGUGCGUCAGAAAAUGGUAUCACAGUUUUUAAGAUUGUAAAAAAAAAAUUAAGAACCCAACUGCCUUGUAAGCUGCCUUGGUGUAGUACCCUGAAAUGGGGGUGCUACACCCCUCUGAAAUGCAUUGAAAAGGAAUGCACACAAAUAAAACAGAAUAAAGCAGCAAAUCUUUGCAUCUU
Molecule: messenger RNA, 3944 nt
Organism: Cololabis saira (Pacific saury)
Lineage: Eukaryota; Metazoa; Chordata; Actinopteri; Beloniformes; Belonidae
Product: 5-hydroxytryptamine receptor 7-like
Exons: 2
Coding region: 539-2029 (496 amino acids)
Biological process (GO): circadian rhythm; chemical synaptic transmission; vasoconstriction
Cellular component (GO): membrane
Molecular function (GO): G protein-coupled serotonin receptor activity
Source: RefSeq, a predicted model, not a curated record